Molecule: messenger RNA, 6902 nt
Organism: Seriola aureovittata
Lineage: Eukaryota; Metazoa; Chordata; Actinopteri; Carangiformes; Carangidae
Gene: large1
Product: LARGE xylosyl- and glucuronyltransferase 1
Exons: 15
Coding region: 934-3201 (755 amino acids)
Biological process (GO): protein O-linked glycosylation via mannose
Molecular function (GO): xylosyltransferase activity; glucuronosyltransferase activity
Source: RefSeq, a predicted model, not a curated record
AUAUAUAUUACUACUCAGUUACUGUUUUGCAAAUCUUUUGUCAGCCCACUACCAAUAUUUAACCUAUAUCCAUUUAACCAAUAACCAAACUGAGUUGGGGCCAAUAGGGACCCUCAACUGUCUCUUGGCUUCAGAGCAAACUAUAGGUCCCCAGUCCGUCAAUCUUGUGGCCCAGUCCAGACUCCAGUCCGUUAUGAUCCACUCCCUUUUAUCCUCCGUCCCCCUCUCUGAAUCCAGCGCUGUGAUUGGACGCUGGCUGCUUGUCAGGAAGAAAGAGCUGCUGUGUUGAGGCCGAAAACUCAGACACAACCAGGACUUGGACGGCAGUGGAAUACCUCCACGCGGGAUGUAGCCUACACUUCACUGGACACUCGCAGGACAUUUUUAAGUAACUGACCGUCACCGACUGAGUCGCCGUGCUUCUGCUGUCGAGGCCGCCGCGGUUCUGUUUCUACCCCCCCCUCGGACUGUGUGUCGCUGCCUGCUGGUCGCAGUAAUCCAGACCCGCUGUUAUUAAUGAGACUGAGAGGAGACUUGAGCUGCUGUGUCGCGACACAGCCACAAACCUGCCAGAGAUUGAAGUCCGGAGGAAACAUAACGUCUCAUCUGUCAUCGCUGGUAGCCGGGGCUAACUGCUGAUGCUGCCGGACCGAUAAACAACCUGAUAAGGCUCCAACUACAUGGAACAAGUCAGCGGCGGCGGACCUCCGUCUCAUUUUGUGCAAGACGAACUGUUAUGACUGACCUGAAGACACCGUUCUCCGUUUGAAACAGCACCGUGGGCUUUAUUCCUGUGGAUUUAUUUGACUAAAGCGUCCUGAAAAGCAGCUGUUUGUAGUCUCUCUGCAUCAGUGCAAUGAAUCGGUCUGGACAACAGCUGCUACCCACAUAGAGGUCACUUUACCUCUAUUUGUAUUUGCUUUGGUCCAGAGGAUGCUGGUAAUGUGUCGCGGGCGCAGGAAGUUCCUGGCGGCCUCCCUCGCCCUGGUCUUCAUCCCAGCACUCACCUGGCUUUACUUGUCAGUUGGGAGCUUUCAAGUGAAACCCCUGCCACUAUCUCCACUGGAGGUCCAGUCAUCAACACCAGUGGGAGGAGCAGGCGAGCGGCAGGCUUUAGAACUGCGGGUCCGGGCAGUGGAGGAGGAGAACCGUGCACUGCGGCGAGAGCUCAGCCGGCCACCCAGGAGCCCGUCGGCACGCCUUCCACACGGCAGGCACCGCGGCAACCAAAGCCGAACCCACUCAGAGGAGGGCACCGGCGACAAUGAGGGCCAGAAAGCUGCCGCAGUGGGUAAUAGCUCAGACUGUGUGCAGCAGCCGGUGGUCGAUAAAUGUGAGACGAUCCACGUGGCUAUCGUAUGUGCAGGUUAUAAUGCAAGUCGAGAUGUGGUGACGCUGGUUAAAUCGGUCCUUUUCCACAGGCGGAACCCCCUACAUUUCCAUUUCAUCACAGACUCCAUUGCUCAGCAGAUCCUGUCCUCUCUGUUCCAUACCUGGAUGGUUCCUGCUGUCAGGGUUGACUUCUACGACGCAGAUGAGCUGAAGUCUGAGGUGUCAUGGAUCCCGAACAAACAUUACUCCGGGAUCUACGGUCUGAUGAAGCUGGUGCUCACCAAGACUCUGCCGUCCGAUCUGCAAAGAGUCAUCGUUCUGGACACGGAUAUCACCUUUGCCACUGAUAUCGCUGAACUCUGGGCUGUCUUCCACAAGUUCAAAGGUCAACAGGUCCUGGGUCUGGUGGAGAACCAGAGCGACUGGUACCUGGGGAACCUGUGGAAGAACCAUCGACCGUGGCCGGCUCUGGGCAGGGGCUUCAACACCGGAGUGAUUUUGCUUCUCCUGGAUCGGCUGCGGAAGCUGAGAUGGGAGCAGAUGUGGAGGUUGACUGCGGAGAGAGAACUAAUGAGUAUGCUGUCCACCUCCCUGGCAGAUCAGGACAUAUUCAACGCUGUGAUCAAACAGAACCCUUUCCUGGUUCACCAGCUGCCGUGCUUCUGGAACGUCCAGCUGUCCGAUCACACCCGCUCUGAGAAGUGCUACAAAGAUGUUUCAGACCUCAAGGUGAUCCACUGGAACUCUCCCAAGAAGCUGCGAGUGAAGAACAAGCAUGUCGAGUUUUUCCGGAACCUCUAUCUGACCUUUCUGGAGUACGAUGGCAACCUGCUGCGGCGAGAGCUGUUCGGCUGUCCCAGCGAGGCCGACCACAACAGCGAGAACCUCCAGAAGACUCUGUCGGAGCUCGAUGAAGAUGAUCCUUGUUACGAGUUUCGUCGAGAGCGAUUCACCGUCCAUCGAACACACCUCUACUUCCUCCACUAUGAGUAUGAACCCAGCUCUGACAACACUGACGUCACUCUAGUCGCCCAGCUCUCUAUGGACAGGCUCCAAAUGUUGGAGGCCAUCUGUAAGCACUGGGAGGGCCCCAUCAGCCUGGCCCUGUACCUGUCCGAUGCCGAGGCCCAGCAGUUCCUGCGCUACGCUCAGGGUUCCGAGGUGCUGAUGAGCCGUGGGAACGUAGGUUACCACAUCGUCUACAAAGAGGGACAGUUCUACCCAGUCAACCUCCUGCGUAAUGUGGCCAUGCGGCAGGUCAACACACCCUACAUGUUUCUAUCGGACAUCGACUUCCUGCCCAUGUAUGGCCUCUACGAGUAUCUCAGGAAGUCAGUGGUGCAGCUAGAUAUGGCCAACACCAAGAAAGCUCUGGUGGUUCCAGCCUUUGAGACGCUGCGAUAUCGCCUGUCCUACCCAAAAUCCAAGGCUGAGCUGCUCUCUCAGCUAGACAUGGGGACACUCUUCACCUUCAGGUAUCAUGUGUGGACUAAAGGCCACGCACCAACUAACUUUGCCAAAUGGCGGACUGCAACCACACCCUACAGGGUGCAGUGGGAGGCGGACUUUGAGCCCUACGUCAUGGUGAGGAGGGACAGUCCUGAGUACGACCGCCGCUUUGUGGGCUUCGGCUGGAACAAGGUGGCUCACAUCAUGGAACUGGAUGCACAGGAGUACGAGUUUGUGGUUCUGCCCAACGCCUACAUGAUCCACAUGCCUCAUGCGCCCAGCUUCGACAUCACCAAGUUCCGCUCCAAUAAGCAGUACCGGGUCUGUCUCAAGACCCUGAAGGAGGAGUUCCAACAGAACAUGUCGCGGCGCUACGGCUUCGCCGCCCUCAAGUACAUGACGGCCGAGAACAACAGCUAGCUACCACUGCACACUCUCUCACCCCCUGUGCUGAACUACUGACACACUCCACAGGCUGUGGAGGGGGGGGGGGGUGGAGGGCACAUGAAACAGACGGCCCACAUGAGGCCAUCAGGAUACUUUGAGACUCGAGUCUCUCUGACUUUGUUAGAACUUUUGACCCUCGAUAUGGGACUUCACUGCUGUGGAUAGAAGAGAUGAUCCAGGAUCUUAAAGCUGUGAAAGAUGACAUGAGUGACUGCCGGACAUGGGCCCCAGCUGUGUGGCCCCUGACCUCCAUCUGUGGAAUCUGUCAGACAACAGGCAAAGGAAAUGAAGACGUUCAAUGCCUUGCCAUAUUUGUAAGACCAGUGACAAAGUUGUGGGCUACAUGUAACAUUAUGUAUGUAUGCGUGUGUGUGUGUGUGUGUGUGUGUGUGUGUGUGUACAUGCAGAAAGAUGGAAAGUGCAACUGUGUGUGUGUUCCUUCAGGCCGGCGCUUAGCAAAAAGCUUAAGGAGAGCUGAAGAUGUGAAGCGUCGUGGGCUUUACAUUGUGUUUGCACGCUGCAGAGAGAGAUGCCUUCCAAGUGCCACAACGUAACAAAAAGCAGCUGCAGUUUGACUGACAGCGCACCCCGACUCAAAUGCAAAUUGUCAGCAAGCAGCAAGAUAAGACAAAGCGGUAAACAUGUCCACACUGAUUUUGAAAAUCUCAUUGUGACGAGUGACACACACUCAGAUAUGGAGGCGAGCAGCCAGUCAGCCAGCCGUCUGCUGCUGUCGAAUUUGUCUCAUAGCUGAUGAAGAUCAGAAUAAAUCCUCUUCCUAGAAUGACAAGGGAAGUGAAGUGCAAGGAGAGCCGGAGGUCGUCCACACGGUUGAUAUUCAGGGUAUCUCUAUGUUAGCCUGAGCGUGCUACUAGCCAGUGUUUCCAGUGUUUUAUUACGAUUACAGAAUCUGACAGAAGCUAGUGCAGUGGGCUUUUUUCUCUCUAUUUUAAACGGACGCCUGACGCUCUGCACACACACCUGCUGGAAGUCCUGUCGGUUUGUUAAGCUACCAGCCCACCACACACGAGCAGCAUGUGGCGAAGCACCAAUCACUGUUUACUUUUCUGUCCAACAAUCAGUGUUAUCUAUCAGUGUGUUUACAGUCCCAAUGAUGGAGCAGGGAGAGUCAGUCAGAGUGUCUCCUGGAGGAGAGCAGUGGACGACAGGUUUCAACUCUCAACAUGAACCAACUUACUGGCCAGAGCCAGAGAGCCGCAGUCUCUCUCUCUCUCUCUCUCUCUUCCUCUCUCUCUCUCUCUCUCUCUCUGGUCUCUAGUUUUAUGCAGGUGGUCAGUAAACAGUGUGUGUGAAUGAUGCUACAGCUCGUAGUCUGAUAUUGUGAUAAAGUUGGAUGCUGUACUCAGUAUCAGACUAAAACUAACCGUAUUAGUGAACAGUAAUGAGCAACAACAGAUUAUGAUUUGUUUUUUUUUUAUUUCAUCAUUUAUUUGGCUACGACAACACAAAUAGUUCCACAACUGGACUUGUACUGGACUGUUGCUAAGCAACACACAAACAUUUCCCUGACCUGCACAGUAGCUUGCUACUUUGUCUACAAAUUGCCUCAGGUGUGCGCUGAAGUAUCCAGGCUUCUUCCUUCAUCCUCUCCUGACGACCACACAUCAUUUCAUUCAAAUGUAACUUCUGGAAAUAUUUUCAUCUUUGCAAAGUUUGUUAGAGUCUAAGAUAGAUAACUACCGUUAAUGUAACACUAAUUAAAAGUUAAUAGAACACCUGUACAGUGGAGUAAUACAUGUAGUUAAAAGUCCCAGUGCUGUUGUACUCUAUAUCAGCACUCAUGCAAUGACUCUUGUCCAAUCAAAUUACUUGGUCGGAACUAACUGUUUUGUAAUAACUUCUCUAUGUUCAAACCCAGUGUCAGUGUUUGUACCAGCCAACCAAACAUCUGCUAAACAUCUGCCAAACAUCUGCCGGGUCAUAGUCAGAACAGCUGGGAAAUCUCUUUCCAGUUCUCUGGAGAGACUGUGACAGUUUGACUUUUUAUGUUCUGAUUUGCUGAUGAAGUUUUGUUUUCAUCAAGGUGUCAGCCAGGUCAAGUUUAGUUUUGUCCAUAGUUUUUCUCCCUUUUUAAAAUUAUGUCAAACUACACAAAGAAUGCACAUACACAUUGAACAAUUGUUCAAGCCCCACAAAGAACACAAACACAUUUUUUUUACCGCAAAAAAAAUAUUUUAAGAUGUUCAACAAAUCAGCCCAAAUCCUAAAGUCACAAAACCAAAAAAAGAACAAUCCAACUCAAAAUUCCAUUCCAUUUUAGUUAUUUUCAGUCCAGGUAAAAAUACUGUUGACAAAAAAACUACUUAAAUUCCGUUUGUUUUGAGAGUAAAAUUAAGUUCAGUUCAGUUCGCAAACAAAAGAAACAGAAAAAUAAAGUAGACUGUGACUAUAAUAUUAUACUGAUAAAAAUAUAAAGCCACUGCUGUAUCACUGAGUAUCUACGUCGAUGUGCACGAUGUAUGUUAAUGACAAUUAAAUAUAGAAUGAAAACAUUAAAACUAGUUACUGGGCAAAGUCAUGAUGUAUGAAUACAAUACAGACAACAGAAUUUACCCAGAGUACUUUCAAAUAUGAAUAUGAAGAAUGUAAAUUGUGUUCAUCUCACUGUGAGUUCUGACAGGAAUUUUAUAGGAAAGUGAAAGAUUAAACUAAAAAUCCAGGUAAGACUACAGUCUGUCUGGGUUUUCCCUGUCCACAUGCACUUUAUUGGUUUUAAUUAUAGCACUUUAGCAAUGAUGAACUUCAUGAACGGACGAGCAGAAGAAAAGCUGUAUGGUCUUUACGGGGUCACACUCGUGCUGCUUCGCUCACACUGAGCGAUGAACCGUGACACCGGAGCAGCUCAGUGUGUGUGAUCGUAUGUGUUGAAGUCACUGAAGCGUCUUUCUUCCGUUCACCGGGAGGACAAGUGGCUGAUUGUAUGUGUUUACAAAAUAUCAAGGUUAGAAUGUGUCUCAAAAACCUCUUCCAGAAGUGAUCCAGGUCAGUCUCUAAUAACCUCCUCCCCAAGAAAUAGAAUUCACAUAAAUCCAUGAUCCAGUUGAAAUAUCUGAACAAAAAAAAAAUCAAGCAAGUGGACCUUGACCUGGGAUUGUUUUUUGUCAUGCUAAAUGACACAAUUUUUAAGAUGUGUUUCCCUCAGAUUUCUUUCCAGAAUCUCAGACACAGUAGAUAUAGUUUGAGUAGAAGCUGAUCAUCUCAAUAAAGUUCUGUGAAACCAGCAGCUUGUGCAGGGACGAACCCCCACAGAUUAGAUUAUUAAUGAGCCCCAACCUCUCAGUCUGCUCUGUGGUUCUGCACAUGGUGGCUCCCCAAGUACAUACUGUAGAGAAACUAGAGGCCUCUAUCUCUCUCUCUCUCUCUCUCUCUAUCUCUCUCUCUCUCUCUCUCUGUGUACAGGAAAGCUGCAGAAGGGCUCGGUGCAGUCAUGCAGGUGUGUGUGUAAGUGAAUAGGCUGUUUCUGAUUGUAGAUGUCUGUUCGGUUUGCAGGUUUGUGUGUGUGUGUGUGUGUGUGUGUGUGUGUGUGUAUUAUGUGUGUGUGUUUGACUCUGAAUGUGUGCGUGGCUUUGCAGGGCUGGGAGGAGCUGCAGUGUGUAAGUAGGACAGUGCUGACUGAUGCUGCUACCUGAAUAAAAGCAAAGAGUCAAACACUC